CUCCCACACCUCUUGAUCUAUUAUACCGAAUACGAAUCACGAAAAUGGCUUCAUCACCUGCAUCCCUACGUUCUCUUUACCGCUCCCUUCUCCGGGAGCUGCCUCCUCGACCCGUCCUGGCCUCACCGCGCUCUGCUCUGCACUCUCGUCUCCGAAAUUCAUUCACUUCCGGUUCAAAGGACGCGAUAUCGCCCGACGCCCGCGCUCACGCUGCUGCCCAGGCUAUUGCCUACCUUCGAUCUCAGCGCAUGUAUGCCACACUGCUCGAGCGAUAUAACCCUGGCAUGGGUAUGGACGAGGAGGAGCGUGUUCGCCUAACUGCGCGAAGGGUUGGCAUGGAUCUGCCGGUCGAGUACAAGUGAAAAAGCCACGCACGAAUUGGAAAAAAAAACAUGAAAGGAAAUCAAAAGAGACAGAAGGGAUCUGAAAAACGGCUGGAGUCACUCAGCGAAAUCUGAACAUGUCGGAGAAAACUGUCACCGUAUGCGAUGAAACACCAAGGCUCGAGCAUUGCAAAAGCGAACAUCAGACGAUUUAAGAAAGACUCGAGACAUCAAGAACUCGAAUAAGGCGGAUGGGUAUGACAGGAGAGAUUGUCGGUCUCUGCUCGCCAGCAAAAUGUACGAAUAAGUGUAUGAAACAAACGCAAUACCCAAGCAUCAUAAAGAACCAGCAAUUCAUUAUCAUAUCAUAUCUCAUUCAUUCAAAGGACACGUCUGGUCCAAGAUCGACAAUUAUAUAUAGAAUAGUAUCGUUUCCAAAGAUCGAGCACAUAUGGCUCAGGGGUAUCAACAUCAACUCACUUCUCACGUAGGUUUUUAGGCUCCACCUACUCCUCCGUCUUCAAGCGACUCGUCCCAGCCGCCCAUCUGCAACAGCCACUCUCCUAAUCGCUCCUUGACGAGUGUCAUGUUCUCGCCUAGGGAGCUGUUCCAUUGAUCUUGCACUAGGCGAACCUUUUCCUUCAGGUCCUCAGUAAGCCUGUGUUCUUCUGAAUGCCGCAUCUGCUGUGCUCGCACUUUGCUAUCGGACUUGGGGAUUGGAUUUCCGUUCUCAUCCUGUGUUUGAGU
This is a messenger RNA of Fusarium graminearum PH-1, 1070 nucleotides long. RefSeq lists its product as uncharacterized. Gene Ontology annotation, biological process: mitochondrial proton-transporting ATP synthase complex assembly. NCBI's taxonomy places the organism in Eukaryota, Fungi, Ascomycota, Sordariomycetes, Hypocreales, Nectriaceae. The record is from RefSeq and is a predicted model, not a curated record. Gene Ontology annotation, cellular component: mitochondrial matrix. The transcript has a single exon. Bases 45 to 362 code for a protein of 105 amino acids.